Molecule: messenger RNA, 1024 nt
Organism: Chenopodium quinoa (quinoa)
Lineage: Eukaryota; Viridiplantae; Streptophyta; Magnoliopsida; Caryophyllales; Amaranthaceae
Exons: 2
Coding region: 31-711 (226 amino acids)
Source: RefSeq, a predicted model, not a curated record
GGCAGGAUUCAGUAGCUAAAUAACCAUAAAAUGGCAUACUCAAAGCCACUCCCCUUGCUUAGCCUACUCUUUGCCACUUUUUUACUUAGUUCUUUUGUUGCCUCGGCUCGUGACAUAUCGAUUGGAAAAACACAAGCAGGAAAUAAUGUUGGCCUCAAUGGACGUGGUGGGUACAACAAGCCUCAUCCACCCGUUGAAGAAAGUACGGUAAGUCUUGAUGGACGAGGAGGAUACAACAAACCUCGUCCUCCUGUUCAAGAAAGUGUUGUAAGUGUUAAUGGGCGCGGAGGAUAUAACAAGCCUCAUCCACCAGUACUAGAAGAACAUGACGUAAGUCUUCAUGGACGAGGAGGAUACAAUAAACCUCAUCCUCCUAUUCAAGAAAGAGUUGUAAGUGUUAAUGGGCGUGGAGGAUAUAACAAGCCUCAUCCACCGGUAGAAGAAAGCUUUGUAGGCCUUGAUGGGCGAGGAGGAUAUAACAAGCCUCAUCCACCGGUAGAAGAAAGCUUUGUAAGCCUAGAUGGGCGUGGAGGGUAUAACAAGCCCCAUCCACCGGUAGAAGAAAGCUUUGUAAGCCUAGAUGGGCGUGGAGGGUAUAACAAGCCCCAUCCACCGGUAGAAGAAAGUUAUGUAAGCCUAGAUGGGCGUGGAGGGUACAACAAGCCUCGUCCUCCAGCUAAAGAGGUGGUCGAGGUAGAGGAAAACGCAUAAGAACUACAAGUGAAUCCAGGGCCACUGUAAUAUAUGUCCAACAUGCAAUGCGCUAUCGUUGUAAUUUCUACGUAAUAGUUUUCGACUUGUAUCCUAAGCAAAUAGAAAGUAGCUUAGAAUAAGGUAAACAGAAUGUGAAAUUCUAGCUGGUAGCUAAGCUAGAAUAAGUGGUCUAUGUAUGUCCAUGUUUUCUUUAUGUCGUUGCAUCAUGUAACAUAUAAUAAGAUGUAAAGUAAUAUAUGAAGCGUAACAUGUUGGAUAAAUUUGAGCACCAGUAUCUUAAUCAGAUUUUGUUCUUAAAAAGAAUUAAGCA